Lolium perenne is the source of this 1753-nucleotide messenger RNA. RefSeq lists its product as uncharacterized. The record is from RefSeq and is a predicted model, not a curated record. Gene Ontology annotation, molecular function: protein binding. NCBI's taxonomy places the organism in Eukaryota, Viridiplantae, Streptophyta, Magnoliopsida, Poales, Poaceae.
GAAAUGCAGGCUAGGCCCGUCGCCGCUUCUGUUCCUCCCGACGCUUCCGCCGCCGCCGCCGCCGCCGUAGUCUCCAUACUCAGCGACGCGGAGGACCCUGAAGACCGCCUCCGCGCGUCCGGCAUCAGCCCGGACCCGGCCCUGUUCCCGCACCUCCGACGGUCGCUCACCGCCCUCCCCGAGUCCGCGUUCCCCGCGCUCGCUCGCUGGGCCGGCGCCGCCGCCGCCGUAUCCCUCCUCGCCUCCCGGGGCCUCUUCGCCGCCUCCUGGCGCCUGCUCCUCUCGCCGGCCUCCCCGCCCCCUCCCCUCUCCGCCUUCGCCCCGCUCGUCCGCCGCUACGCCCGCCUCGGCCGCGCCCCCGCCGCCCUCCGCGCGUUCCACUUCCUCCGCCGCCACCCCAACCGCUUCACUCUAGAUGACUCCCCCGCCUCCCCCGCCGCGACCUCCCUCCUGAACAUGGCGGUCGGGGCGCUCUGCAAGGAGGGCCACCCGCGCGCGGCCGCCCGGCUCGUCGAGCGGUGCCGGCGCGAGGGCGAGGCGUCCCCCGACGACCGCACCUACAACAUGCUCCUCGACGGCUGGUCCGGCGCGCGCCGGCUCGACAAGGUCAGGAAGCUCUGGUUGGAGAUGCGUCAGGCCGGCGUUCGCCCCACGGUGGUCUCCUACGGGACGCUCAUCAAGGCGCUCUGCCUGAUGCAGCAGCCGGACCAGGCGGCGUGUCUCCUCGACGAGAUGCGGGGGGACGGGAUCGACGCCAAUCUGCUCACCUGCAACCCCAUCGUGAACGCCCUCGCGCACGCUGGCCGGUUCCGGGACGCGUACAAGCUGCUCGAGAGAUUUCCUCUGUAUGGCGUCGCGCCGAAUAUCUCCACAUUCAACUCGCUCGUGCUGGGUUACUGCAAGUAUGGGGACCUCGCCGGGGCUAGCGGUGUGCUCAAGGCCAUGCUGGGGAGGGGCAUCUUGCCGACCGCGAAAACGUACAAUUACUUCUUCAUCUUCUUUGCCAAGACCGGCAGUGUCGAGCUGGGGAUGAACCUUUAUAGCAAGAUGAUCAGCAAUGGGUAUGCGCCAGACCAGGUAACUUACAACCUAUUGAUCAAGUUGCUGAGCGAGGCGAAUCGGGUUGAACUAGUGGUGCAGAUGAUAAAGGAGAUGAAAGCUGGUGGUUUUGAGUCUGAUCUAGCGACAAGCACCAUGCUGGUACAUUUGCUUUGCCGGACUCAUCGGUUCGAGGAAGCAUGUGCUGAGUUUGAGGACAUGUUCCGGAGAGGGCUUGUGCCCCAGUAUAUCACUUACCGGAUGCUUAUGAAGGAGCUCAAGCGGCUCGGCUCGGUUGAACUGGUCGAUAAGUUGACUGACCUAAUGCGCUCAGUACCACAUUCCACAAAGUUGCCUGGCAGCUACAGAGAAAAGGAAGGCGAUGAUGCUAAAGCCAAGCGAAAACUGAUAUUGGAGAAAGCUCAGGCUGUUUCCAAUGUUCUCAAGGAGUGUAAAGAUCCCAAGGAGUUGCACAAGCUAAAAGAUGAUGAAGAAACUGAUGUCCAGCUUGCAGAUAGGUUAGUAGCCAGCAUUAGAAAGAGAGUAUAUGGUGGUGUCUCUAGGGCUCUUCCUUGAACAUUGAGUUGGCAAAAUCAAACCAUGAAGAUUGGUUGCAUGAUCGGGGACUUAGAAGUUGAUCACAUAAGUAACUCAUACUUCACAUGGUUGAUUGCCCUUGGGAUCUUCAAGAACAAAGAAGAGAUUGUAAACUCUA